Messenger RNA from Pseudopodoces humilis (Tibetan ground-tit), 1648 nucleotides. It is a transcript of the gene PSMD10, whose product is annotated as proteasome 26S subunit, non-ATPase 10. Lineage: Eukaryota; Metazoa; Chordata; Aves; Passeriformes; Paridae. Gene Ontology annotation, molecular function: protein binding. The record is from RefSeq and is a predicted model, not a curated record.
GGCAACAUGGAGGGUGCGGUGUCGGAUCUGGUCGUGUGUAACCUGGCGUUUGCGGGGCGCCUCGAGGAGCUGCGGACGCUGCUGCUCCGCGACAGGGCCCAGGCCACGCGGGCCGACCAGGAUCACCGCACCGCGCUGCACUGGGCCUGCUCGGCGGGACACACGGACGUCUCAGACCUCCUUCUCGGGCUCGGCGUGCCUGUGAACGAUAAGGAUGAUGCUGGUUGGACUCCUUUGCACAUUGCUGCUUCAGCAGGCCGUGAUGAAAUUGUGAAAGCCCUUAUUGCUAAGGGUGCUCAUGUAAAUGCUGUCAAUCAGAAUGGCUGCACACCCCUGCAUUAUGCAGCCUCCAAAAAUAAGCAGGAGAUUGCAAUCAUGCUUUUGGAGAAUGGAGCAGAUCCGGAUGCAACAGAUCAUUUUGAAUCCACCCCAUUACACAGAGCAGCAGCCAAAGGAAACCUAAAAAUGGUACAGAUCCUUGUGCAGCACAAUGCAACUGUGGAUAUACGGGACUCAGAAGGGAAUACUCCUCUUCAUUUAGCCUGCGAUGAAGAGAGAGUGGAGGAGGCAAAGCUGCUGGUGUCUCAUGGUGCAAGUAUUCACAUUGAGAAUAAAGAAGAGCUGACCCCACUGAAAGUGGCAAAGGGUGGCCUGGGAGCCAUCCUUAAAAGAAUGGUGGAAGGCUAGAGGGGGCUUCCCACUUGAGUCUCUCUCCUAUUGCACUUCUAUUUCAGACUGCAAAAUUCAUAUUUUGAUAGUUCAACUAGGAUGUCAUUUAUGGUAUCAGCAUGGUAAUGAAAUGUUUUUAUUGAAGCUGUCCUUCUAAUGCAGUGCCAGAAAACCUCUUUGUACUUCCUGUUAAUUAAAUAGUUUACUGAUUUUAAAGUAUUUUUUAAUAUCUUGCAGUUUUCUUUCUGUUUACUGUGUGAUGUGUAUAAAUGUGGUAUUCCUUCUACUUCAGGUGCCAGUUUAGAAUUAUUUCUUUCAAAAAACAGAACCAAAAAUGUUUUAACCAUUUAAAGCAAAUUAUUAUUUUCUUCUAGACUCUUUUUUUCCUUCUUAGCCUUUGUGAUUUGUGUUUUGUGGGUAUUGUCUUUUUUCCGAUGAUUCUAAGCUACACUGUAUUUCUCUUUGUAGAAUGCAGUUUGCUUAGUUACUUAGAUAAUUGUAUCCAUUUUUACUACUCUUGGUACAUUGAGAUCUGUGUGUUUAAAGCUUUUCUGUUGUUACUGGUUGUUAUCUCUGAGUCUUUAAAUACAUGUAUUUAAUGAAGUUGUACUGGGACUGCUUGCAGAAUGCAGGCACAGUUUCAGGGUUACCUCUGCAAAUACACUGUUUUAUAAUGAAUGGCUCUAGAUACUCCUCUGGGAUGUACUCCAAUAUUUUUUCUUCUUGCUCCUUUUGAAUGUUCCUUUUUCUGUUCUCUUUGACUCUCAUAUGCAGCACUGACACUUGCAGUUUACCAUCUUAUUUUAUAACAAAAGUCUGGUUUAGUCUUUAUUUACUCAUAGCAAAUCCUGAUACUAAGUUAUUACAAGGCAGAGUCUGAAAAGUGACCUCCUGUCUUGAUGUUGAUAAGAUCAUUUUUGACAGCAGUGGAUAGAUUUCCCCAAAUCUAAGUAUGAACAAAGGAUGAAAUUCUGUGAAA